AUGCCAGGCAGUCAGGAAACGGUUAACUUAUCAAAUACAACGUCAAAUGGUAAUAGAGCAAGACUACCUGAGGUAGGAUGGCUUAUAGCAUGGAAUGUAAUGGCAACCUUAACAGUUGUAUUCAAUUUAGUGAAUAUUAUCAUCAUUUCUGCCAAACAACGUUUGCGAAACUUUACUCAUAUCAUUAUGGCAAGUAUGUUUACCGCAGAUAUUCUAUUCGCUUUAACCUAUCUUUAUCCUCGUUUCGGGCACCCUUCUCAAGGAAGAGAUCAUUGGCUUUAUUGUACAUUGAUGUAUAACAUUUCACCAACUAUUAUCAUCUCCAUUAAUUUACAUCUUCUAGCUGUUAGUAUUGACAAAUUAAUUGCUAUAGAAUCGCCUGUAUUCUAUCGCAAAAAUUCGAAACCUGUGUAUGCCUUACUUAACGUUGUCGCAAUUUGGGCCAGUUCGCUGAUUCUUGGCUUUUUACCAGUCAUGACCUUUCGACCACUAGUCCCCGGUGCAUGUAUAUUUUGGAAUAUGAAGGAGAUCGAUAGAGAGAUGACUUAUACCGUCAUUCAUGUUAUCUUGUUCUAUAUCUUGCCAUUUAUUAUCAUGACUUUCGUUUACAUCCGUUUAUUUUGCGCCGCAAAAUCGUUCAGCUUACGUUUAGCCAAAAAGCACGCUAUCUAUCAUGUUCAUCAACCCGUCGUUAGGCAAAAUUCAACAUCAAAGAGACAUUAUAAGACCGCGAAGGUGCUUGCUAUCCUGGUAUCUACCUAUUUUGUCAUGUGGACACCAUACUACGUCUACUACCUAUUAUUUAUAUUUGUCCCUUGGACUGUACUAAGUAAAUUACGUGGUAUAGUCUAUUUUUUAACCUAUACGCGUUACAUGGCCUUCAGUUAUCCCGCUGUUAAUGCAAUCUUAUAUGGCUACUUAAUUAAAGAUGUCCGCAUUACUCUCUAUCACUGUUUAUCAGCUAAAAUCAGACAAGAUUCUCUAAGACGUAGUUAA
Molecule: messenger RNA, 996 nt
Organism: Trichoplax adhaerens
Lineage: Eukaryota; Metazoa; Placozoa; Uniplacotomia; Trichoplacea; Trichoplacidae
Exons: 1
Coding region: 1-996 (331 amino acids)
Biological process (GO): G protein-coupled receptor signaling pathway
Cellular component (GO): membrane
Molecular function (GO): G protein-coupled receptor activity
Source: RefSeq, a predicted model, not a curated record